UUUGACGGCACUCGCCACCACCUAUUUAUGCCAUCCAACACCCUUUCCUUGCUCUCUACUCUUUAGUUCUCUCUCCAACUGAACCCCUUCUCUUCUUCGACUCUUCUUCUACUCUUCUCAUCUUGUUGCUGUUUGGAGCUCUGAUGGCUCUGGAAACUCCGGCGCCGGUGCCGGCUUUGGUGUUGAAGUCUCGUGUUGCUGAAUCGAGAGAGGCGUCGCCGCCGCCGCCGCCGCCGCAGAGGGUGGAGGGGUGGGCAAAGCGGAAGCGGACGAAGCGUCACCGCUUCUUUGAUCACCACCCGACUGAAGAGGAGUACCUCGCGCUCUGCCUCAUGAUGCUUGCCCGUGGCGGUGGCGGAGCCGGUCACGGCCGCCUCCCGUCCCCCACGCCACCGGCGCCGCCGGAGACAAGGCAGGAGUACAAGUGCUCCGUCUGCGGUAAGGCCUUCGGUUCCUACCAGGCCCUUGGUGGGCACAAGGCCAGCCACCGGAAGGCGCCCCACACCCCCGGCGGGGGGGCGGAGGAGGUGGACUCUACCGGCUCCGCCUCCUCGUCGGGCGGCGGGGGGAGGGCGCACGAGUGCUCGGUGUGCCACAGGACGUUCCCGACGGGGCAGGCGCUGGGGGGCCACAAGAGACGCCACUACGACGGCGGCGCCGGCGCUGGAGCCACCGGAGGGAGCGGGAUAACGACGCUGGAGGCGGCGAGCUCGGGGCUGAGGGGGUUCGAUCUGAACCUGCCGCCACUGCCGGAGUUCGGGUCCGAAGCUGCCGCGAGUUGGCGUUUGGCGGCGGCCGACGAGGAGGAGGUGCAGAGUCCUCUGUCGCUGAAGAAGCGGCCGUUCAAGAUUUCGACUCAGAGAAAGUCAGCGGUCGCGGAAGAGCCUGCGACCGCCUUUGUUUAGUUCAUUAUCUAUUUCUUUUUUUGUAUUUUUAGGUUUGGAAUUAUAUCACGAUUAUUUGUUGGUGUACAGGGAAUUUGCAAUUAUUCUUUGUAGCUAGGUGUUCACAAGUUUUUAUAACUUUUUCUUAUGUUGUUUCUUAGAGAUAAUUAUAAAGUUAUUAUUAUUGCUUUUUUAAA
Messenger RNA from Phoenix dactylifera (date palm), 1081 nucleotides. RefSeq names its product zinc finger protein AZF3-like. The record is from RefSeq and is a predicted model, not a curated record. Gene Ontology annotation, molecular function: transcription cis-regulatory region binding; DNA-binding transcription factor activity. NCBI's taxonomy places the organism in Eukaryota, Viridiplantae, Streptophyta, Magnoliopsida, Arecales, Arecaceae. Gene Ontology annotation, cellular component: nucleus. Gene Ontology annotation, biological process: regulation of DNA-templated transcription.